Messenger RNA from Magallana angulata, 1678 nucleotides. RefSeq lists its product as uncharacterized. The transcript has 4 exons. Lineage: Eukaryota; Metazoa; Mollusca; Bivalvia; Ostreida; Ostreidae. Bases 51 to 1601 code for a protein of 516 amino acids. Gene Ontology annotation, cellular component: chromosome; nucleus; cytoplasm. Gene Ontology annotation, biological process: double-strand break repair via homologous recombination. The record is from RefSeq and is a predicted model, not a curated record. Gene Ontology annotation, molecular function: 3'-5' DNA helicase activity; nucleic acid binding; four-way junction helicase activity.
UACCCGAGGCCUUCCGAGUGCAAGCACGAAGGCCUGGAAUCCCCCGUCCAAUGGCUGCGCUCUAUGUUGAAUCCAACAUGGCGACUAGAAAGCUUAAUGAAGAUGACAUUAACAAGGCACUUGUAAAAUUUAAUGAAAGAAUUGGUUGCAAGAUUGACAAUCUGAAGUCUAAACAAAAAAAUGCCUUUCAUGAUGUUGUGAAUGGACAUGAUGUCAUUGCAGCAUUACCAACGGGUUAUGGGAAGAGUUUGAUUUAUGAGCUUAUUCCAUUUGUGCUGCAGGACACUAAAGUUAUAGUUGUUGAGCCACUCAAUGUGAUUAUUAAUCAGCAAAUUAGCAAAUUAGACGGUAUGGCUGUACAACUUAAAGAGCUGAAUCUGUGCAAAGCAAUUACAGAUGGGCAUUUCUCCUAUAGUUUUAUCUACAGCCACCCUGAGAACAUAUUAGGCAAACCAUCAGUGAACAAAUUUUUUCAGUGCAGAUGUUUUGAAGAGAACAGAGUUGUGAUAGUUAUUGAUGAAGCCCAUUGUAUUUUGGAAUGGGGAGAUGAUUUUCGUCCUGAAUACAGUAAACUAGUUGAACUUCGAGCUGUGCUUCCUGAGGCAACAUUUCUUUGUCUUUCGGCAACACUUUCCAUCAAAGGUCAGGCUGAUAUAAAAAAUUGUUUAUCUCUGAAGGACUGUAGGAUCCAUGGUGAGAUUCCAGUGAAGCCUAAUAUUUCAAUUACUGUUUUAAGAAGACCUGCAAGCUCUAAGGAUGUAACAUUGUCUUACAGACAUAUUCUGGAUGUCUUAUUCAAUGAACUGAAAGUUAAAUUAGGUGCUACUCCACUGACUAUUGUGUAUUUCAAUUCAUCACUGAACUAUAUAGGAUUUGCCUAUGAACAGGCUUGUCGAGUCUUGGGGAACUUGGUGUACAAUGGGGAGAAGAAUCCAGAAAAUGCCAGAGUUGUUAUGUAUCAUGCAUCUGUGGAAUAUGGGAGUGAAAAACUACGGGAAUUGAUAUUUCAUCAGAUUUCCUCAGAGGACAGCCCCCUAAGGAUCAUAUUGGCUUCUUCUGCCCUAGGGAUGGGAGCAGAUUUUGGCCGUGUGGAAAGAAUUGUGCAUGCAGGUCCACCUAAGAGUAUUGAAGCUUAUAUUCAGCAAGUGGGUAGAACAGGCAGAACAGGGAAACAGGCAACAGCAAUUUUGUUUUUCAACAACAGUGAUGUAGGUAGGCCUGAAAUGAACAAGACAAUGAAGUCAUUCUGCCGAAAUGAAUCAACUUGUAGGAGAAAAAUCCUUAAUGAUUACUUUGGAUUUAUGGAUGACACCAAUGAGAGUGAAAAUAAAGCAACUUUGUGCUGUAACAUUUGUAAUCCAAUCUUAAAUGAAUGGUAUUCAGUUUUACCUCUAACGCAAGAGCUAAAAUCUUCCAUCCGACAAUCAUUGUCGGAUUACAACAUAUUAAAUAACUUGGAGAUAUCCCCUUACCAAAUAGAAUCAGUCAUCCACAAUUAUUCAAGAUAUGUGGAAACAGACAGUUUCAUUCAAGAUUUUGGUUUGAAUCAAGCACAUGCAGAACAUUUAUGUACCAUUAUCAAAUUAAGUGUGUCAUUAUAAUGCCUUUCAAUCGUUUUUGCUUUCCAGCACAUAAUUAAAGUACUUGUAAUGAAAAUAAAAUCAGUUGUCUUUAUUUU